Gavialis gangeticus (Gharial) is the source of this 2138-nucleotide messenger RNA. RefSeq names its product chromosome unknown C18orf8 homolog (gene RMC1). Lineage: Eukaryota; Metazoa; Chordata; Crocodylia; Gavialidae. The record is from RefSeq and is a predicted model, not a curated record. Gene Ontology annotation, cellular component: lysosomal membrane; late endosome membrane; Mon1-Ccz1 complex. The transcript is spliced from 20 exons. Gene Ontology annotation, molecular function: protein binding. The coding region runs from base 63 to 2036 and encodes 657 amino acids. Gene Ontology annotation, biological process: regulation of autophagy.
GCGGCGGCCGGGCGGAGGCGAGCCGGGCUGGGCAGUGGUAUCGGGUCGCUGCCGCUGGCGCCAUGAGCCACGAAGGCCGCUACCUGGCGCUGUGCGCGCGGCCCGUGCACUUCGAGAAGGCCAAUGCCGUCAACUGCGUCUUCUUCGACGAGGCCAACAAGCAGGUUUUUGCUGUUCGAUCUGGUGGAGCCACAGGGGUGGUUGUUAAAGGCUUGGAGGACAAGAAUCCCAUUUCAUUCAGGAUGGAAGAUAAAGGGGAAGUGAAAUGCAUCAAGUUUUCUUUGGGGAAUAAGAUCUUGGCUGUUCAGAGAACUUCAAAGAGUGUGGACUUCUUGAAUUUUAUUCCAGACAGCCCUCAGCUAGAAUAUACACAAGAAUGCAAGACCAAGAAUGCCAACAUUUUGGGAUUCUGCUGGACAAGUUCUACAGAAAUUGUCUUCAUAACAGAUCAAGGAAUUGAGUUCUAUCAGGUAUUGCCAGAGAAGCGAAGUUUAAAACUCCUGAAAAGUCAAAAUAUUAAUGUCAACUGGUAUAUGUAUUGUCCUGAGAGUUCCGUCAUUCUGCUAUCAACCACAGUCCUUGGCAAUGUCCUCCAGCCAUUCUAUUUCAAGGGAGUAACAAUGUCAAAAUUAUCAAAGUUUGAAAUUGAAUUGCCUGCAGCACCCAAAUCCUCGAAACUCAGCCUUUGUGAAAGAGAUAUUGCACUGGCAACAAUAUAUGGGCAGCUUUAUGUUCUUUAUUUGAGGCAUCAUUCAAGGACCUCCAAUAGUACAGGUGCAGAGGUAGUACUUUAUCACUUACCAAGGGAAGGCUCCUGUAAGAAGAUGCACAUAUUAAAAUUGAGCAGGACAGGAAAGUUUGCUCUGAAUGUUGUGGAUAACUUGGUGGUAGUUCAUCAUCAAGAUACUGAGACAUCUGUUGUAUUUGACAUCAAGCUGAAAGGAGACUUUGAUGGGUCAGUUACUGUUCAUCAGUUUGUACUUCCACCUCGAUCAAUUCAACCCUAUCAGAUCCCUGUGGCAGGUCCAGCUUCUGUGACUAGUCAGUCUCCUGUUCCCUGUAAACUCUAUUCCUCCUCCUGGAUUGUCUUUCAGCCUGAUAUUAUAAUCAGUGCAAGUGAAGGUUAUCUCUGGAAUCUCCAGGUGAAACUUGAACCUGUUGUUAAUCUCCUGCCAGAUAAAGGAAAGCUGAUGGAUUUUCUUCUCCAGAGAAAGGAAUGCAAAAUGGUUAUCCUUUCUGUGUGUUCUCAGAUGUUAAGUGAACCAGAGAGGGGAUCAUUGACUGUGAUCGCCACUGUUUUUGACAAACUUAACCAUGAGUAUAAGAAGUACUUAGAAGCAGAGCAGAAUUAUACCUUGGCAGUGGAAGCAGGCCAAAGUCGAAGUAACCCCCUCCUGAAACGGCCAGUGCGUACCCAAGCAGUUAUUGACCAAUCAGACAUGUACACACAUGUUCUGUCAGUAUUUACUGAAAAGAAGGAAGCACCUCACAAGUUCACUAUAGCAGUCUUGAUGGAAUACAUUCGUUCUCUUAACCAGGUCCAGAUUGCAGUUCAGCAUUAUCUGUAUGAGCUGGUCAUCAAAACCCUUGUUCAGCACAACCUGUUUUACAUGCUUCACCAGUUUCUGCAGUACCAUGUGCUCAGUGACUCAAAGCCUUUGGCUUGUCUCCUGUUGUCCCUUGAGAGCAUUUAUCCCCCUGCACAUCAGCUUUCUUUGGACAUGUUAAAGAGACUUUCUACAGCUAAUGAUGAAAUAGUAGAAGUUCUGUUAUCUAAGCACCAGGUACUGGCUGCAUUGAGAUUCAUCAGAGGUAUUGGAGGACAUGACAGCAUUUCAGCCCGCAAGUUCCUUGAUGCAGCCAGACAGACGGAAGAUAACAUGCUUUUCUAUACUAUAUUCAGGUUCUUUGAACAAAGAAAUCAACGAUUACGGGGGAAUCCUAGCUUUACACCAGGAGAACAUUGCGAAGAACAUGUCAACUUCUUUAAGCAGGUUUUUGGGGAACAAGCUCUCAUGAAGCCUCCAACUUUCUGAAGUAGAUUACUGUUCACUUUGAAAUGUAUAAAUUUAAUUUAUUGCAUUUGUGUUGAAUUUUGAACUACAAAAUUGCUAUUUUAUAAUAAAGUAUAUACACAA